AAGGGAGGGGAGAGAAACUCUGCAGAUUCCUGUAUCAUCUCUCUUUCUCUGUCUGAAUGAGUACAGGAAAACUCAGGAUUGCUGCGCCCCUCUCUCUCUGUCUCUCAUUCUCUCCCACCCCUCUUUCUUUCUCUCUCUCUCUCUCUCUCCCUUCCUCCUGCCUGCAAUUGAAGCCGGAGGGGAUCAAGAGGACGGGAUUGGCUUGUGCCAGAAGGCGAGCGCAGAGAGAACAUAGCUUAAGAAGAAAGCCAGCCUGGAAAGAAGCAGCAGCAGCCGAGCCGAGAGAGAGCCAAGCUGCCUCUCUUGUCAACCGCUCUGGUCCUUUGAUUUGGAGGAGAGGAGCGCUGGAAGUUUGCUGGUCUCUUUGCUUCUCUCUUUUUUUUCCCGGAGAUGUUACAGACCUGGUCAAAGCUGCGGCCAGGGCGGUGCGUUUCUGCGCGCAACUGACCCGGCUCACCUGUUACCGGCUGGGUGUUCUUUUUUUUUUUUUUUCUGAUCGCUUUUGGGAACUUCUGGACGUCGUCGAAGAGGCAGUGGAGGGGCUUUUGGGAGCAGCAGCAUGGGCUGGAUCGGCCGGAUCGCUUGCCUUUGCUGCUGGGGAUGGGGAGUCUUGCUUUUGGCCCGAGGAGCACACAGCCAGCAUGCCAAGAGCGACGUGCCGCGGCUAAAACUGUCCUACAAAGAAAUGUAUGAAUCCAACAAUAUAGUCAUGUUCGAUGGAUUGGUUAAUAGUUCCACUUACCACACAUUCCUUUUGGAUGAGGAGCGGAGUAGACUCUACGUUGGAGCAAAGGAUCACAUAUUUUCUUUCAAUCUAGGGAACAUCAAGGAAUAUCAAAAGAUUGUUUGGCCUGUAUCUCAUACCCGUAGGGAUGAAUGCAAGUGGGCUGGAAAAGAUAUUCUGAAAGAGUGUGCUAACUUCAUCAAAGUGCUGAAGGCAUAUAACCAAACUCAUUUGUAUGUCUGUGGAACUGGAGCUUUCCAUCCUGUGUGUACCUACAUUGAAGUUGGGGGGCAUCCGGAGGACAAUAUUUUUAAGCUGGAAGAUUCACAUUUUGAAAAUGGCAGAGGAAAAAGCCCCUAUGACCCUAAACUGCUGACAGCUUCUCUUUUAAUAGAUGGUGAACUUUAUUCUGGAACAGCUGCAGACUUCAUGGGCAGAGAUUUUGCCAUUUUCCGUACACUGGGACACCACCACCCAAUCAGGACAGAACAGCACGAUUCCCGGUGGCUUAAUGAUCCUAGGUUUAUUAGUGCUCAUUUGAUCCCAGAAAGCGACAACCCAGAAGAUGACAAGAUAUAUUUUUUCUUCCGUGAAAAUGCAAUUGAUGGAGAACACUCUGGAAAAGCCACACAUGCCAGAAUUGGACAGAUUUGCAAGAAUGACUUUGGUGGCCACAGAAGCCUUGUCAACAAAUGGACCACUUUCCUCAAAGCACGCCUGAUGUGUUCUGUGCCAGGACCCAAUGGCAUUGAUACUCAUUUUGAUGAACUCCAGGAUGUGUUUCUAAUGAACUCAAAAGACCCUAAAAAUCCAAUAAUCUAUGGAGUGUUUACAACCUCAAGCAAUAUCUUCAAAGGAUCAGCUAUCUGCAUGUAUACUAUGACUGAUGUGAGGCGGGUGUUCCUAGGUCCAUACGCUCACAGAGAUGGUCCUAACUAUCAGUGGGUUCCUUUCCAAGGAAGAGUACCAUAUCCACGACCAGGAACUUGUCCAAGUAAAACAUUUGGUGGCUUUGACUCAACCAAGGACCUUCCAGAUGAAGUCAUUACGUUUGCAAGAAGCCAUCCUGCUAUGUACAAUCCUGUGUUCCCUAUCAACAACCGCCCCAUUAUGGUCAAAACAGAUCUGGAUUAUCAGUUCACACAGAUCGUAGUUGAUCGGGUGGAUGCAGAGGAUGGCCAGUAUGAUGUCAUGUUCAUUGGAACAGAUAUUGGGACAGUUUUGAAAGUAGUUUCAAUUCCUAAGGAGACUUGGCAUGAUUUGGAAGAAGUCUUGCUUGAAGAAAUGACAGUCUUUCCGGAACCUACAGUGAUUUCAGCCAUGAAAAUUUCCACUAAACAGCAACAGCUCUAUAUUGGCUCAUCUAUUGGAGUCUCACAGCUUCCCCUGCACCGAUGUGAUGUCUACGGGAAAGCAUGUGCAGAAUGCUGCCUUGCUAGGGACCCAUAUUGUGCCUGGGAUGGCUCAUCAUGCUCCCGUUACUUCCCCACUGCCAAGAGACGUACUAGACGACAAGAUAUACGAAAUGGUGACCCCCUUACUCAUUGCUCAGAUCUACAGCAUCAUGAAAAUCCAAGUGGACCUGGGUUUGAAGAUAAAAUUAUCUACGGGGUAGAGAAUAGCAGCACUUUCUUGGAAUGCAGUCCAAAAUCUCAGCGUGCUCUCGUCUACUGGCAGUUCCAGAAACAAAAUGAUGACCGAAAGGAAGAGAUCAAAAUAGAUGACCGUUUGAUCCGAACAGAACAAGGUCUUCUGCUACGAAGUUUACAGCGGAAAGAUUCGGGAGUUUAUUUCUGUCAUGCUGUAGAACAUGGCUUUAUGCAGACUCUCCUCAAAGUAACACUGGAGAUCAUAGAUACAGAACACCUUGAAGAGCUGCUUCAUAAAGAGGAAGAUGGAGAUAGUUCCAGGAUCAAAGAAGCUUCAAACAGCAUGACUCCAAGCCAAAAAGUCUGGUAUCGGGAUUUCAUGCAGCUCAUCAACCACCCCAACCUUAACACAAUGGAUGAGUUCUGUGAGCAGGUGUGGAAAAGGGACCGCAAACAACGCCGACAACGACCUGCCAAUGCUCAAGUGAAUACAAACAAGUGGAAGCAUCUACAAGAGAAUAAAAAAGGCAGAAACAGGAGGACCCAUGAGUUUGAGAGGGCACCACGGAGUGUCUGAGCUACAAUUACCUCUAGGAACUUCAUCUAAGUAGAAACUUGCAUAGACAAAUAACUGGAAAUGAAAUGCAAUAUCCAUUACAUUUUUCCCCCUCCAUGGCAUUUAUGUGGAUGUUUACAAAGAGCCAGAAUGCUCAAACAACUUCCAUCUGGUUUAAAAUGAGCCCACUUUGUUAGAAAAUUCCCAUUGGACAUGUCCCACUGAUUCUGAGUUUUUCCAAGGGUGUAUGCUCUCUGAAACUAACUUAUUGUUCCAUGGAUUCUGCAUUGAGACUGAGUCAGCAUUUCACUUUGCACUGGUGUGCAAGAUUGUCACCCAUCAUUCUGCCAUUUCAAAAAUAAAUAAAAGGGGAAGGGGCAAAAGAACUCAUCAGCUAUGUGACUUUUCUUGAACUUCCUUAAAAACUGCAUGGACAUUGUAAAGCUGAUGAACACCUUUACAUUGGGUUGAUCACAAGACUAUUUCUUUUCUUUAUUUUUCUCUUUUUCUUUUCUUUUUCUUUUUGGUCUACUAGUUUUCUUGUUUAUAAAUGUACUGGAAGAACAAAAUCAAUACUGUAUGUAAUUGCAUAUUUGAAUCGGGCUACCAUCAACCGUUGAUCUGAAGCAAAGGCAACAAGUGGAACAUGCUGACCUACUACUGAUGACUUCUCUAACCCUUGACUUAAAGAUGUAUUUUAUUAAAAUCAUUAUUUAAGUAUACCACAACCAAUAUGCUGUCAAAGAUAACUCUUAAAAUAGAAUAGGCUUUUUGACUGAAAAUAUUCUAAUACUUUAAUUCUAAUUUUUUUAAUAGCGACGAGGCUCUGCCUUCUGUUUCUCAAUUUCAAUUGUUUUAAAAUUUGUCCUUAAACAGUAAGCAAAUUCAGCAGGCAUGCUGUAUAAUGAAUAACUCCCACCUACUCCCUUCAAAUGGAUUUAUUCUGGUAAAAAAGUCUCUGUUUGCAUGGACAUAUUUCUAUUUCCUUGUUUCUCCCUAAUUGUUCAGUAUGAAAGACUUCAACUUGUAUAAUACUUUGAUACAAAAAGAAAUGGAUUGAAACAAUGAAGGGAAACUCAGUUGACUUAAGCUGUAUAUUUUCUUUCUCAUUUCAAGAGACUGUGAAUACUAGUAUUAAAAUAUUUCAUCUCCUUGUUACCUAUUAUAUGGAUGGCGAAAACUGAAUAUUAGGAUACAGAAUCUAAUUGAUUUAUUGAUAGUUAAUACCAGAGUUUUCAGAAGGUGUUCUUGGAGAAAUCUCGUGUGCUUUGAAAGGUCAUCACAGGUACCCCGUGAAAUCAGUAGCCAUAGAGUUCAAGUGCAUUGUGAGAUAAGUUUAUGACACAAAGUUAAUUCUUGCAAAACAAUAAUUAGACUUAAGAGACUCAGUCAGUGUACCACAUUAGAUGACUGAACAGUCCCCAGUAUAAUGUUCCCUCACUGAUUUGGAUCACGGCUUCUUUUGGCUCUAGUUUAUGUGACCAAUCAUGAAGGAUCAAGAGGGUUGAAGAUCAUAUUAGCUUGGCAAAAGGUGAACAUGCCCUGAGUCUUUUACAAUAUAAUAUGGAUUGCAGUCCCCAUGAGAUCUUAUAGAAAUUAUUCCCUGGACACAAAAAUCUAAACAUCAUCAAGAAAAGCAUAAAAAUUGGCAUAUAGCAGCAUGGUGCAUACAGAAUAUCCAAUGCAUAUUAGAGUAUUAAAGAGUAUAUGUGUAGUUAUGAAUAAAGGCUACACGCACAUUA
This is a messenger RNA of Anolis carolinensis (green anole), 4611 nucleotides long. It is a transcript of the gene sema3a, whose product is annotated as semaphorin 3A. The coding region runs from base 560 to 2890 and encodes 776 amino acids. Gene Ontology annotation, biological process: semaphorin-plexin signaling pathway; negative regulation of axon extension involved in axon guidance; negative chemotaxis. Gene Ontology annotation, cellular component: axon; plasma membrane; glutamatergic synapse. Gene Ontology annotation, molecular function: chemorepellent activity; neuropilin binding; semaphorin receptor binding. The record is from RefSeq and is a predicted model, not a curated record. NCBI's taxonomy places the organism in Eukaryota, Metazoa, Chordata, Lepidosauria, Squamata, Anolidae. The transcript is spliced from 17 exons.